Messenger RNA from Sipha flava (yellow sugarcane aphid), 633 nucleotides. Its product is annotated as homeobox protein 10-like. The transcript is spliced from 5 exons. Bases 1 to 633 code for a protein of 210 amino acids. The record is from RefSeq and is a predicted model, not a curated record. Lineage: Eukaryota; Metazoa; Arthropoda; Insecta; Hemiptera; Aphididae.
AUGAGACCAAAAAUUCAAGUAAAAAGAAGAUUAUUUAAUGCAACUUCUUCUAGUCAAGAUUUUUCAGAUAAUUUUUGUAGUUUAAAAAGUAGUACCCAGAAUGAUAUUCCUGAUUCACCAGAUAAUCCAGAUAUUUUUAACACUUCAACUAAUGAUUCAUCUAAUACUUUUGUAACUAUGCAAGAGUCGACUGUUGUACAUACUACUGCAUCACCAUUUAAAGUCACUCAGUUAAAUUCAAAUCCAUAUGAAGACAUUAAAGUAAAUCAACCCCUAACUAAAAGUUCCAGGAUGCUUGUUUCAGCGACAUCUUCAUUUCAUGUUACUACUAUAGAUAAACACAAACCAAAUUUUAAUGCUACUCAACGUGAAUCAUCUUCUGAUGAAACAUUGAAAAAAAUAUUAAGUGUAGUCAUGAAAAUUAAGUAUGAUGUUGAAAACAUUAGUCAUAAUCAAACUCGAAUGGACAACAUUUUGAAUGAAACUAUCAUCAAUAUAGGUAGCAUUUCCAGUAAUGGUCAUGAAAAUUCAAAUACUAAUGAUGAUAAUGAUUAUUGUUUGCUACUACCACUUCAUAAUGAGGAAGAACUAAUUAAUUUUGAAGAUAAAUUAUUAAACAAUCUUUCAGAUUAA